Ruditapes philippinarum (Manila clam) is the source of this 3981-nucleotide messenger RNA. RefSeq names its product cilia- and flagella-associated protein 107-like. Bases 103 to 813 code for a protein of 236 amino acids. NCBI's taxonomy places the organism in Eukaryota, Metazoa, Mollusca, Bivalvia, Venerida, Veneridae. The transcript has 5 exons. The record is from RefSeq and is a predicted model, not a curated record.
UUCUGUCAUCUGUCAAAAUUUCCCGCAAUAUCCAUGUAUACGAAAGUGAUUGUUUAUUGAUAAAAAACUUUUGAUAAAAAAUAAAAAAGGAACCAAUAAAAAAUGGCUCAAGGAGAUCCUCGUAAAUGGCAUAUGCCUGGAUGGAGAAUAGAACAAAAAUACUCACCGGGUGUACUUAUUGGCAAUUGGGAUGAAGAUAGAUAUGGGUUUCAAAGAGGAAAUCAGAAACAUAACAGUACACACAGAGUUGAUUUCCGUAAUUACGAAGGACACAGGCCUGAUGUUGUUGUACGCAGGAAGGCCCUUUUAAGAAAUGAUGGUCUAGGAACGGAAAAUUUAUUCUGGCAUCAUGGUAAAAGAUACACAAAUAACAUGCUGUCCUGGUACGAUGAACACUAUAAUGGUAGAUGGAAGGAGAAUGAUUUCCCACCUAGCCGUCAGUGGAAUAGCCAUCAACUAGCGUGGGGUCCAGAGAGAUCAGAUUAUCCAUUACAAGUUUCAAGAGAAAGCAAAAGAGGAGGAGCCAAUCCAACAAAUUUUGGGCUGUUACAGAGCCUACAAGAGAAAUGGAAGUCACAAAUAGCUGACGAGACAAGAGGUGAUUUCCAGUCCACGUACAGUUCCUCAUUCGUUGGUCACAAUAAUAAUGCUAUGACGAAAGUUAGAUUUGCCGUACCCAGAGAGCAGUCGACCAAUCUCCAUCCUAUAAACAAAGUAAACAAGGAUCUCCACUUCAGAGGAGUAUCAGCUUUAAAAUCUCCGGAAAAACUACCAGAAAUGCCAUUGAGGGCAAUGACCUCUGUUGGUGUUUAGAACAUUUUGAUAAAUAAUUAUUUUUUUGUAAUUUUUUUUUUUCAGUCAGUAUUUUUUUUUCCAGUCAUUCUUUUUUUUUUUCAAAAUAUUUUUUCAGGUAUUAAAAGUUGUUUAUUUUCAAUUGUAAAAUUAUUGUAUGAACUGUUUUGAAUGGAGCACAGAUUCAUUGUGACUGUUGUUAAUGAAGCUAUUUUUAGAAAUUGCUGUUUAUUGCAUCUGAAUGUUAGUGUAGCAAGUUUUAAAAACACACCUUAAGGAUUUAAUGUAAGUUAAAUCCUAGAAAGAAAUACAAAUUUAUGCAGAAUUGAUGUUAUUGUUACUGAAAAGAAAUAUUGCUCAAGAUAAAUUCAGUUUUAGGUAAGGGGUAUCAUACAUGUAACAGUAUUUUUAUGACCAUCAAUUGUUUUUGUGAGAAUUAUAAGCUUUAAUUUCUUGAUCUGCCGAGUUUAAUGGAAUUGCCCUGUUUGGAAUUUGGAACAAUUUGUGUAGUCCAUUUAAGAUCUGGCUCAAUACAGAGCUGGCAAAGACUGUAAUCACUUUCGUUAAGCGGGUUAAAUGUUAAAGUUCUCUACCUAGAAUUAUUUGUUGACAAUUUCAUACUUUUAAUUUACAAACAUAAAUUCAUGUGAGGAGGCUAUCCAGCUGGCUUAUGGAAUGUCAGUGGAUUUCAGGUGCCUAUUUCUGCCUGAAAUAAGGCAUGGAGAGACACCUGAGGUCUUCCUACACCAGUAAAGCUGGAACGUCAGCAUAACUAUGAUCUAUACUGUGUUGGUGAAAGGUAAAACCCAACCAAAUAUAUAUACAUGUAUAUAUAUACAUACUUUAGUUUUCUGUUAAUUUUUUCAUAUCUGUUUUAAAUUUCUUCACUGCAACUUACUUACUCUUAUUCCAAUAAAGUGUCCCCUCCCAGAUGAUUUUUUUUCCCACAAAAAGUAAAUUUUCCAGAUUCAUAUAUAGCUAAAGCAUACACAUGUGUCUUAAGAAUUCAAUCAAAGACACUUUUCUAGUUCUGUCUAUAUUUUACAUAAUAUACUGUGAGAAUUUGGCAGGAUAGUCUAGUAUCUACAUAUUUGUCUUACAAUGUUAUAUAUCAUGUUUGUUAUUCUUCAAUUUGCAUACAAUUUAUUUUUCUUAUUAUCAACAAUAUAUACAAUAUUAUUAUUGUGUAUACAAUAUUAUUAUUGUGGCAGUAUAGUAUAUAUAAUCUGUUUUAUGCAUAGUACAUAAGUUUAGAGCCAAAAUUAGCCCAUUCUCUAGAAGAAUUUUUAUUUGAAAUUUGUUGUCUCAAGGGAAGUCACUCUUUCUUGCUAUAAAAGGGGAGCCACUCUGUGUGGCCAAUAAAGGGAAGCCACUCUACUUUAGUCCUAAUUAAGGGGAAGAUAAUCUUUACUGCAUACAAAUUGAUUUUUGAUAUGUCAUGUCAUGGGGGGUGAGAUCUAUCUUUCAUUAAUGACAAACCCCUUGCCAGGACAUACAUAUGACUGCGUGUCAAAAAAUCGCAAGAAUGUUAAAGAGUUGUUGGCGGGACCUAAGUGAAAAAAAAAUUUUAGUAAAGAGAUGCUUUAUGCUUUUAAAUAUUAUUAACGCACUCAGUAUUGAAUGCUAAUGCACUUUUUUCAGUAUUAAUCGUUCUUUUUCUGUGAUAAAUCAUAAGCUGCUGCUUUGUGUAUGUUUUUAUACAGUAUUUACCCUUAUUUUGCAUAGUAUAUUUACAGUAUUGUCUGUUUGUUGUUUGUUGGGACUAAGUUGUUUUAUUUUUAUUUUAUUUUUGUAUGAAAUGAUUUUAUAAGAGAGCAUUGUUAUGUUUUGUAAUUAUAGUAAAAAACAUUUUAUCUGAAAUUAACGGUAGAUUUAGAGGGUAAGCAUGUGUGGGAAUGAUUAUAAACCAAAGUAUGUGUAUCAAAAGUUGCUACCUUUUUUGACAUGGGUGAAUAUUUUGGCAUUGUUGAUUUAAAAGAGCUCCCCUGAGGUCAAAAAACCUAAAAAACCUAAGCCUGAGUUGAGUGAAUGCGUUCCAACGCUUUUUUCUGGUCAUUUUAGACAAUAAAAUUGAUAUGUCUGGAAACACGAGGAGAAUGAAUGAUCUGAAAAUUUCCACACUGAAUUAGGACAUUAGUCCAGACUUACAUUGAACGGAACACAAAUAUCUGAAAAAUAUUUUUAGUCCCGUCAUGCAAAAAAAACGUCAGUGGAGUCCCUUUAAAUGUUUAAAAUAUAUUUAUCCAUAAAAAUAUAGCCUAUAAAGUAUAAUUUAUUCCUUAGGUGAAGUUAAUUUCAAACUUUUCUAGAUUAACAGUUUUUUUAUUUUAUUUAUUAUUAUUAUUUUUUUUUUUGGCUAUAUUUUUUAUAUAAAUUUUGCCAAAGUUUUACAUGUACAUACAUGUAUUAAUGUAUUGUUUAAAAAGGAACGUUUUAAAAAGUAUUUCAAGCAACUUAAUGUAAUGUUAUAGGUAAGAAACUAAAUAAGAUAGAUAUAAUACAUUGUUUUAGUUAUUUUUAUAAAUUUUAUAAAUGUUGGUAUUUGCUCAUUGUUAAUAAUCUUUCAUCAGUAUUAUGCUUCAAAUAUAUAUAUCUAAAAAUAUGGAAAUAUACAUAAUGCUUACUACACAAAACAGUAUUCUUGAUUAACUAAAGGGUAAUAUUUGUUGUUUUUAGAGUUGUUUUACCUAAAGCCCAGUUUUUAGAGGUAUUCUACCAAACAUAUAUGGUUUAAGGAAUGUUUAACCAAAAACGAUGGGUUGCAUGCAUAGUUUAUUUAAUUUUUAGCUUUAUGACAUCAUGAAUUAUGUUUAUAUUGUUAUUUUUCUGUGACUUAUCUUUCCUAAAAUAAAGUUUGGGUAAUUCAUUCUAGAUCAACAAAUAUUGUGCUCAAUAAUAAAUAAAAUAUUUGUUGAAUGGCAAAACUGUUUUAAGUUCCGGAAGAAUUAGGCAAACAGUAAAGGACUAAUUUAAAAUGAAAAAUCAAACAGUGUUUUUUAAAAAUAUAUAUAUUUUUUUACAGCAACAAAAUCUUUAUAAACAUAUGCUCAUGAUGUCAUAAUUUUUGUAUUCAUGCAUAAUCGUUAUUAAGAGUGUAUGAUUGAAAAAAAGUGUUAAUCGAGUGAGCAACACUUAAAUUUAUAUACAUGUAUUUAUAACGUUCUUUCACAAUAAAUUCUGACAUGAACA